CUCCCCCACUAAAACGGUGCGAAAGGCGGGGGGCGCAUGUGGGGGACUUAAAUAAAGGCAGAGGGGAGGAGCCAGUGGGAGGAGCCCGAGUUACACGAUUGGCUGGCUGGGGGAGUGAUGUCACCCAUAUGAAACCCUGAUAACUAGUUCGGAGAGGACCCGGCCGCAACUUUUGCAGAAGGGGGCGUGUGAUCUAGUGAGAGCUCGGGGUCCGGGCGGCUGCUGCUGCUGCUGCAGGGGGGAGGGGAAAGAGCCGAGCCGAGCCGGAGAGAGUCCCAGUCCUGCUGGUGCCUGGUGCAAGGGGAGCAGUAGCGGCAGUGUGCGAGCGGGGAAGGAAAGGCGCAGAAGAGACCUUGCAACUCGCACGCUGGGCUUCACCUUGUGACUCCCGAAGGCUCGCGUGGCGGGGCAGGAAAAGGGCUGGCACACACAAAGAAAUCGCUCCAAGCCCGGCAUGGUGCAGCAAGCGGAAAGUACAGAGACUGAAAGCAACCUGCCUCGGGAGGCGAUGGACACCGAAGAGGGCGAGUUUAUGGCAUGCAGCCCGGUCGCUUUGGAUGAGAGCGACCCGGACUGGUGCAAAACGGCUUCAGGGCACAUUAAGAGACCGAUGAAUGCGUUCAUGGUGUGGUCUAAAAUCGAGAGGAGAAAAAUCAUGGAGCAGUCCCCGGACAUGCACAACGCGGAGAUCUCCAAGCGCCUGGGCAAGCGGUGGAAAAUGCUGAAGGACAGCGAGAAGAUCCCCUUCAUCCGGGAGGCAGAGAGACUGAGGCUCAAACACAUGGCCGAUUACCCCGACUACAAAUACAGACCCAGGAAAAAGCCCAAAAUGGACCCAUCAGCCAAGCCCAGUGCCAGCCAGAGCCCGGAGAAAAAUGCACCCACCAGCAGCAGCAGCAAAAGCGCCAAGAGCUCCAGUAAGAAAUGUAGCAAGCUGAAGUCCUCCUCCUCCUCUCCCGCCAAGCCCGGGGCUAAAGCCACCCACCCCGGGGACUACGCGGGGGAGGACUAUGUCUACGGUACCCUGAAAGUGAGUAGCAAAACCGUCAAGUGCGUCUUCAUGGACGAGGAUGAUGAUGAGGAGGAGGAGGAGGACGAGCUGCAGCUCAGGAUCAAGCAAGAGGCGGAGGAGGAGGAGGACGAGGAAGACGAGCAGCAGCAGCAGAGGCGAUAUAAUGUAGCCAAAGUCCCGGCCAGUCCCACCUUGAGCUCUUCGGCAGAGUCCACCGAGGGGGCCAGCCUGUACGAAGAGGUGAGGGGCAGCGCAGCCUCGCACGGCAGCAGCGGCAGCAAUAGACUGUACUACAACUUCAAGAACAUCACCAAGCAGAGCACCCAGCAGCAGCCCAGCCUGUCCCCGGCUUCCUCCAGGUCCAUCUCCACCUCCUCCUCCAGCAGCGAAGAGACGGACGACCUGAUGUUCGACUUGAGCUUGAAUUUCUCCCAGCACCCUCACGCCGCCUCGGAGCUGGGGGUGAGCUCUGCUUCGGGGAACCUGUCUCUGUCCCUGGUGGAUAAAGAUUUGGAUUCGUUCAGCGAGGGCAGCUUGGGCUCUCACUUCGAGUUCCCCGAUUACUGCACCCCGGAGCUGAGCGAAAUGAUUGCAGGGGACUGGCUGGAAGCGAACUUUUCCGACUUGGUCUUCACUUACUGAGCCGCGGGAAGGCGUGUCGCUGAUGAGAACAACCGUGCAGAGAAAUCGGAAAGGAAAGAUGAUGCUGGUGAUGAUGUGAUGGAAGUGGUGGAGUAAAAAAAUGAUAUAAUAAAAUGUCUUUUCUUUUUUAAAAAAAAGCCUCAAAGUUAGUUCCAAACCGAGCCCGGAGUUAUGUUUUUUUUUUUUUUUUUUUUAAUUUGGUGAUCGCAACAACAACAAAAAGGCAUGGGGGACUGGGGGAAAAAUGAUUCAGAAGUCGAUGUUCGAAGCUUGUCGGUCUGUGAUUGAAGUCUGGAAGAUGGUCUGCAAAGAAGUCUUUUGGCAGCACAACUGUUACUCAAGGGGGUUUGUGGAUUUUUUUUUUUCCCGUGAGAGAUCUUAAAAGAACUGUUCUGAUUUUUUUCUGAAAGGGACCAUUGCAACUUUUUUUGGAGGGAGAAAACUGAUGUCUUCUAUGCAUCCGAUUCUUAACAAAGCUGCAGGGAGCUUGAAAAAAUGCAGACUGUACAAACGCUUACAAAAAGAAAAUAAAAACUGUGAACUGACUUAAGAUCAGAGUUUACUUUUCAGAUCAAAUUGUCUAUGGUUUUACAAAUGUGAUUUCUACUUGCCAACUUUUUUUUUGUAGCUUGUUCCCUUAUACCUCCUUGAUUGAAUACCAGACAGCCUAGACCUCAGUACAAAAAGGUAUUGAAACAUUUUUGAUACAUAACAGACCUCAGUCUUUUUUAAAAAUUAAUAUAUUUUCAGGCGUAUUUUUGUACAGUGAAAAGGGAACAUUCUUGCUGUGUUUUUUCAGUAAGACUUUUCAGGCACUUCUUCCCUUUUAUUUUUUUUUCUUUUCUGUUUUUAGCAUGCAAGUUUGUUGGUACGUUACGUCCUGGUUUUAAAAGGAUUAAAAUUUUAAAAAUAAUCCUUGCAUCUAAAGGCCUUGUGGUUUAAAACAAAAAAAGAAACUUUUUUGUACAGCUAUAGUUCAGAUUUGUUCAAUAUUUGUAGGUAAAGAUUUAUUGAAAAUGGUGAUAUAGACCUCAGAGCUGUUAUCUUAGUUUAAAAGAUUGUAUAUGUACUGUACUAUAGUAGGACUUUAUGUAUCUCAUACGCUGUGAUAUGUGGAUGGGGCCCCAGAUGGAAGGUAUGAAACUGGAUUCUCGAUUUUUAGCAAAAAAAGGCACAUAGUUAAAAAAAAGUUUCUCAUUUUGUGCAAUAUAAUCUAAAGUACAGACCAUCUGCAUAUUUUGUAGCAAAUGAUGGCAAAAGCAGACUUGUGCACUGUCAACAUCAUUGCCUUUUUUUUAUGCUGAAAGUCUGUAUCUUGACAAUUUUAAUAAAUCAGCUGGAACUGAUAGAAACUCGUAUCGCUAUUAGUGUCUGUAGAAGUAACGCUGGCGAUGCCCUGGACCCACGCCCCACCUGCGGAGCUGUAGGCGGCUGUGUCUGCAUGUAGCGGGGGGGAGAGGGAAGAAUGUUAGACAGCUUUUUAUUCCACAAACGUGUGAAAUCGCUGAUUUUACCCCCACCCCGCCCCCCAAUCCGGCUUUCAGCGCCCUGGUAGCCUAGAAGGGGAGACCCCGGGAGCCCACAGAAAGAUGGCGGAGAGGGUCUCGGAGAACGUGAUUCCAGGCACGCUUUAGUGCUAGGUUCUUUGCCCGUUUACCUGCCUUCUGUCAUUGCUGCAUCUCCCCUCGGCGAAGUGGGGGGAUCGCAGCUGAG
Molecule: messenger RNA, 3367 nt
Organism: Malaclemys terrapin pileata
Lineage: Eukaryota; Metazoa; Chordata; Testudines; Emydidae
Gene: SOX11
Product: SRY-box transcription factor 11
Exons: 1
Coding region: 455-1654 (399 amino acids)
Biological process (GO): neuron differentiation; positive regulation of transcription by RNA polymerase II; anatomical structure morphogenesis
Molecular function (GO): DNA-binding transcription activator activity, RNA polymerase II-specific; RNA polymerase II cis-regulatory region sequence-specific DNA binding
Source: RefSeq, a predicted model, not a curated record